UUUGUCUCCAAGUCCUUUCUGCGAACAGUUGGUCUUGCAAAAGCCAACAAAACACCCUUUUCGUCCCGAACCCGCAACAAUGUCGUUCCGAGGCGAUUCGCGCGGUCGUGGUGGGUUUCGAGGUGGUGAUAGAGGAAGAGGAUCGUUUGGAGGAAGAGGCGGAGGUCGUGGUGGUUUCCAACAGCAGAACUUUGGGCCCCCUGCCCAAGUCUUUGAAAUGGGAAAGUUUAUGCACGCAACCGAAGGUGAAAUGGUCUGCGAAUCCGUCAACGCAAAGAUCCCUUACUUCAACGCACCUAUCUAUCUCGAGAACAAGACGACGAUAGGAAAAGUGGAUGAGAUCCUGGGCCCGAUCAACCAGGUCUACUUCACGAUCAAACCGCAAGAAGGCAUCCAGGCUACCUCUUUCAAAGCGGGUGAUAAAUUCUACAUUGGAGGAGACAAACUUUUACCACUGGAGAAAUUUCUGCCCAAACCCAAACCACCGCCAGGUACAGCAAGAGUCAAGAAACCAGCUGGUGCCCGAGGCGCUCCCCGAGGCGGUGGUAGAGGUGCCCCCCGAGGUCGUGGCGCUCCACGAGGAAGAGGUUCGUUCGGUUCUUUCGGCGGCGGUCGAGGCGCUCCUAGAGGCGGUGCUCGUGGAGGUGGUUUCUCCCGAGGCGGCAGUGGCUUCGGUGGCUCAAGAGGGGCCCCCCGAGGACGGGGCAGAUUUUAGGCAUUGUGACUUGGAUAGUCGAAUGUCUUCGCUGCAGCAUUGUUUUGGCGUUCAGGAGGAUACCCAUCAAAAAACUACGGUUGAGGCUGGGUGGGGGAAAUGCUACACUGGGAUAACAGAAUUGGUUUAUCAAGUUGCAGCGGGACCGUCUCGUCGGCUUCCCGCUGCUUUCCUUUCCAAAAAUGUCCUUGAAUGUCUUUUACAACAUGGCAUACUUCUUCAAUUGUGACUCUGCGCAGCCAUUCUAGGGUGAAUUUGUGCAGGGCACGUGACCACA
Exophiala dermatitidis NIH/UT8656 is the source of this 992-nucleotide messenger RNA. Its product is annotated as H/ACA ribonucleoprotein complex subunit 1. The transcript has 5 exons. Gene Ontology annotation, cellular component: box H/ACA snoRNP complex. Gene Ontology annotation, molecular function: box H/ACA snoRNA binding. The record is from RefSeq and is a predicted model, not a curated record. Bases 80 to 715 code for a protein of 211 amino acids. Lineage: Eukaryota; Fungi; Ascomycota; Eurotiomycetes; Chaetothyriales; Herpotrichiellaceae. Gene Ontology annotation, biological process: ribosome biogenesis; snoRNA guided rRNA pseudouridine synthesis.